This is a messenger RNA of Struthio camelus australis, 802 nucleotides long. The record is from RefSeq and is a predicted model, not a curated record. Lineage: Eukaryota; Metazoa; Chordata; Aves; Struthioniformes; Struthionidae.
AUGGCUGUUGGAUGCCACCCUGAAUUCUUGGAGCUAGUCAUUUUUGGACCGAGACUAGGUGUGUUUAGGGGCAGUGUUGGUGAUGGAGUGUGUGGUGCUGUAGCCUUCAGCUUUUUAGCAGCCAGUCUGCACCCUGAUCAGACUAACGCCUUCUCUUUCUCUUUGCAGCUUUUCGCAGACAAGGUCCCAAAGACAGCAGAAAACUUCCGUGCUCUGAGCACUGGUGAGAAAGGAUUUGGUUACAAGGGGUCCUGCUUCCACAGAAUCAUUCCUGGGUUCAUGUGCCAGGGUGGUGACUUUACACGCCACAAUGGAACUGGUGGCAAAUCCAUUUAUGGGGAGAAGUUCCCCGAUGAGAACUUCAUCCUGAAGCACACAGGCCCUGGCAUCUUGUCCAUGGCAAAUGCUGGCCCCAACACAAAUGGAUCCCAGUUCUUCAUCUGCACUGCCAAGACUGAGUGGUUGGAUGGCAAGCAUGUUGUCUUCGGCCGUGUCAAGGAAGGGAUGAACGUGGUGGAGGCCAUGGAGCGCUGUGGAUCAAAAGAUGGCAAAACAAGCAAGAAGAUCACCAUUUCCGACUGUGGGCAGCUCUCAUAAAAGCAAAAUAAAACCUGUUGUCUUAAUGACCAACCAUUCCUUCUGUAGCCCGGGCUAGCGUGCACCCUGGUGCAACUCGGCCCCUGUAAUCCUUGUGCUCCUGACUUACUGCUGCGUUUCUAUUGGGUUUCAUUCCCCCACAUUGACAGUCUAGCAGGACUGCAGAGUUAACGUUUAUGAGUAAAUAAAAUGAGUUAAACCACAA